This is a messenger RNA of Haliotis rubra (blacklip abalone), 1025 nucleotides long. RefSeq lists its product as uncharacterized. NCBI's taxonomy places the organism in Eukaryota, Metazoa, Mollusca, Gastropoda, Lepetellida, Haliotidae. The record is from RefSeq and is a predicted model, not a curated record. The transcript has 2 exons. The coding region runs from base 1 to 876 and encodes 291 amino acids.
AUGCGCGUCCCUACACAUCUGUUACAGCCUCUCAGCGUUGAUACCAGCACAAGUUAUGAUCUCGACUUGUCCAGGUUCCCCGGCCUGGACGACCCACAAUACAAGAAUGAACCUAUGUUGAUGGUUGCACGGAGAGAAACAAAUUACUUUGGAUAUAACAAUACACCAUGGACGUGUUCUAGCACAAGGGAGAGUGCGUUUAGUUCCUCCCAAACAAUGCAGCAGCCUGAUACUAGUUCAGCUUCCAGAUGUCCUCCCAUUCAUUCUUCUGUGCACCCUGUACAUAACAUGGGUGUGCCUGAAGACCUGCUUGAAAUCAUAGAUCUCCAAAACAAGGAUUUGCUGGAACUACUGGAUACAAAACAAUAUGAGAUCCUCGUCGAUGAUCUCAGUCAAGAACUGAACAGACAAGAUCCACUGCCAGACAUACAGAUCCUUGCAGUCGAACAAAGGAGGGAUACACGUGAUGAAAGACUAUUGUAUACAAAUUACCAUCGACCAGAUUUACAUGCAACGCCGUUUGAACAAAGGAGACUCAGUUGUUACCAAACUGAAAUUCCUCAGCAACAUCUAAGGAAUAACAUGCCAUACAGCAAGACCUCAAAUAUGUGCAAAGACUUCAAAGGAUACAUGUAUCCCAUGUAUAGCUUAACCUCAAACAGAUGUGUGGCUGUGAAUGCACCAGUUAAUUCAUUCGGAAAUACUUUAGUCAAUCCCGUGGGUGAUAAAUCUGUAGCUGCUGCUGUCAGGAACAAGAGGAAAUGGUCAAGUGAUAGUGACAAUUCCCACAAGAGGAGAUGUCUGCAGCCGAGACAUGUGGAUUACCUUGGGCAAUAUUCUGUGAUACGACAAGGGUCUCAAAUAGGAGUGAUGUGAUAGGUGGCAUUGAUUAAACAGUUGCUGACGCAGAUGGAUAAUCCUUCCCUCGAUGUAUUUUGUGUGCAUGUGUGUAGAGAUAAUGUGAAUGAGAAGCUAAAUACUGUAUACCACUUGCAGAGUGCAUGCUGCUGCUUCUGUCAUUGUUA